Messenger RNA from Stegastes partitus (bicolor damselfish), 2258 nucleotides. It is a transcript of the gene epha3, whose product is annotated as eph receptor A3. NCBI's taxonomy places the organism in Eukaryota, Metazoa, Chordata, Actinopteri, Pomacentridae. The transcript is spliced from 15 exons. Gene Ontology annotation, molecular function: protein binding; transmembrane-ephrin receptor activity; ATP binding. The record is from RefSeq and is a predicted model, not a curated record. The coding region runs from base 34 to 2133 and encodes 699 amino acids. Gene Ontology annotation, cellular component: dendrite; plasma membrane. Gene Ontology annotation, biological process: protein phosphorylation; axon guidance; ephrin receptor signaling pathway.
AGGGCAGGCUUCUACAAAUCCACCCUCGGGAACAUGGAGUGUUCAAAGUGUCCGCCGCACAGCUUCUCGCACCAUGAGGGGUCGCUGCACUGUGGCUGUGAGAAGAACUACUUCCGCGCUGAGGGAGACCCCGCCUCCAUGGCCUGUACCCGACCUCCUUCAGCUCCCCGCAAUGUGAUCUCCUCCAUCAACGAGACCUCGGUCAUCCUGGACUGGAGCUGGCCGGAGGACGCCGGAGGACGCAGGGACAUCACCUUCACCGUCCUCUGCAAACGCUGCCGAGGCGUCGCCGCCAACGGCAGCAACAGCGGCACCCAGCGCUGCGAGCCUUGCCGGAGCAACGUCCGCUUCCUGCCGAGAGCCGCCGGCCUCCACAACACCACGGUGACGGUGGGCGACCUGCUGGCCCACACCAACUACACGUUCGAGAUCGAGGCGCUGAACGGCGUGUCGUCGUUCGCGCCCAAGAUGAGGCAGUACGCCGCCGUCACCAUCACCACCAACCAAGCUGCUCCCUCUCCAGUAACCGUGAUCAGGAAGGAGAAGACGUCUCGUAACAGCGUCUCCUUGUCGUGGCAGGAGCCGGAGAGGCCCAACGGUAUCAUCCUCGACUAUGAGAUCAAGUACUACGAAAAGGAGGAGCAGGAGACCAGCUACACCAUCCUCCGUGCUCGUGGCUGUAACGUGACCCUGAACGGUCUGAAGUCCAACACGGCCUACCUGCUCCAGAUCAGAGCUCGGACCGCCGCUGGAUACGGAGCCAGCAGCCCCAGCUUCCAGUUUGAGACCAGUCCUGACUCAGCCUUCUCCAUCUCCAGCGAGAGCAGCCAGGUCGUUCUGAUUGCCAUUUCCUCCGCCGUGGCCAUCAUCCUGCUCACCGUGCUGCUCUACAUCCUGAUUGGCCGGUUUUGUUGCCGCAGCAAAUCCAAACAUCCUGAUGAGAAAAGGCUGCACUUUGGCAACGGCCACCUGCGUCUGCCGGGUAUCAGGACCUACGUGGACCCCCACACGUAUGAGGACCCGAGCCAGGCCGUGCACGAGUUUGCCAAGGAGCUGGACGCCUCCUGCAUCGCCAUCGAUAAAGUCGUGGGAGCAGGUGAAUUCGGGGAGGUGUGCAGCGGUCGCCUGAAGCUGCCCAGCAAGAAGGAGAUCUGUGUGGCCAUCAAGACCCUUAAAGGAGGAUACACUGACAAGCAGAGGCGGGACUUCCUGGCUGAGGCGUCCAUCAUGGGACAGUUCGACCACCCCAACAUCAUCAGGCUGGAGGGGGUGGUAACGCGCAGUAAACCCGUCAUGAUCGUCACAGAGUACAUGGAGAACGGAUCGCUGGACAGCUUCUUACGAAAGCAUGACGCCCAGUUCACGGGAAUCCAGCUGGUGGGAAUGCUGCGCGGCAUCGCCUCGGGCAUGAAGUAUCUGUCAGACAUGGGCUACGUUCACCGGGACCUGGCGGCCCGAAACAUCCUGGUCAACAGCAAUCUGGUGUGUAAAGUGUCAGACUUCGGCCUGUCCCGAGUCCUGGAGGACGACCCGGAGGCUGCUUACACGACCAGGGGAGGUAAGAUCCCCAUCCGGUGGACAGCUCCAGAGGCCAUCGCCUACAGGAAGUUUACAUCAGCCAGCGAUGCUUGGAGUUACGGCAUCGUGCUCUGGGAGGUGAUGUCCUACGGAGAGCGGCCGUACUGGGAGAUGUCCAAUCAGGAUGUAAUAAAAGCCGUAGACGAGGGCUACCGUCUGCCCCCGCCCAUGGACUGCCCCGCCACCCUCUACCAGUUGAUGCUGGACUGCUGGCAGAAAGAGAGGAACAACCGGCCCAAGUUUGAACAGAUAGUCAGCAUCCUGGAUAAACUCAUCCGCAACCCCGGUAGCCUCAAAAUCACGGCCAACACCACGUCCAGGCCGGCCAACUUGUUGUUGGACAGGAGCAGCUCAGAAGUUCCCUCGAUGGGGACGAUGGGCGACUGGAUGGACGGGAUGAGGACCUUGCCCUGCAAGGAGGCCUUCUCCGGGGUCAGCUACAGCUCCUGUGACACCCUGGCCAAGACUUCCACAGAAGUGGUUCUGACGGAGGUCCACGUCACACCGGCCACUUGUCCAGAAUGGGAGCCGUCCAUGGGGAUCACCACUCUCUAACGCCCAGCUCCUCUCCACCUUCCUCAGGCUCUGGAUGGGAUCUGAAAAAGGUUGGAGUGACUAUCGUAGGACCGCAGAAGAAGAUAGUAAGCAGCCUGAAAGCCCUAGAUUCCCACACCAAGAAC